GCGGGUACCCGGGCAAUUACUCCCCUCCCGGGUUAUUGUACCAAAAAGAGGUGUCUAACUGGCUAAUGGCUAUGCAAUGGGAAAUGGGAAUGGCGUAGACUGGCUGGCUCCGGGUAAACCGAUCUCACCGCGAUUCUACAGUUCAUUCAAAAAGGGAAAAAGCUUCAAAUGUUCUUAAACCUUUGCUUUUCCAGCGGACUUCUCCUACAUUUUACUGCGAAGAAGAAACAAAAACCUCUGGUGCGUGCUAACAAGGGCUAGAAAAAGGGGCAAGUGAAUGGCGGGAAAGCCGGCUGUCUUGGCCGGUUACGGCGGCGGGAGCCGACGCCAAGACGGUGCCGCGGACUGCUCCCGCAUCGUCACUGUCGCUCAUCGAUUAGCUACCUAUGUGUGCGCUCAGCCCAGAAUCAACGCCCAAGAGUUCUGCCAGUUAUCCUUCCUCCUUGCCAGUGACAUUGAUUUUGCCAUUGCUAAUCGGGAUGUACCAACUAAAGCUUCAGAGUUGCCUUCACUUGUCAAACAGGUGUGCCGACAUAACUAUGAACCUUCUCUGCAAGCUGCUAAUAUGGUUCUAAUGAUUUCUGUAAAGAGUGCUUGUCAGAGUGGGUGGUUUUCUGAAAAAGAUUCUGAAGAUCUUCACUAUCUUGCAAAUGAGAUCUCUCGUUACUUCUGCACUGGAACAGAUUUUUCAAGUGAACCUAGUGGUUCUCAAUCCAUUAUCCAAACAAUUAUGACGAGAUUUUUUCCCACAUUGAAAAUGGGCCAGAUAUUUGUCUUUCUGGAAGUCAAGCCUGGAUAUGGUGUUUUUGUGAACGACUUCUGCAUACCAAAGAAUGUUCAAUUUUCUCCGGGAGAGAAUAUAAGAUUAUUUGUUGCCCAAGUAGAUAAUAUGGAGACAUCAUCAUGUCUCAUAAGCCCCCCUGAAGUGAACUUUCUCCACAAUGGGAAUGUACUGCCAAAGCGAACAAAUAUGUUUAUGGAUUCUGGACCUCAGGUUCCAACAGUUCUAUCAUUAAAGUAUGGAACAAAUCUUCUUCAAGCUGUGGGCCAGUUUAAUGGAAAUUACAUUAUUCUUGUUGCCCGUAUGAGCACGAUCUCAAUCCCUGAUCCUGCCACCCAGCCCACCCUUCUAAAUUUUCUGCAACCAGCUCCUGCUUUGGAAGAUCCAGAAUCGGAUGUAAUUGAGGGACCAUCAAGAAUAUCCCUGAACUGUCCCAUAAGUUUCAAGCAUAUUAAAACUCCUGUUAAAGGCCACUCAUGCAAACAUCUUCAGUGUUUUGAUUAUGAGAACUAUGUUGACAUAAAUUCAAGAAGACCAUCCUGGCGUUGUCCUUAUUGCAAUCAGCCAGUUUGCUUCACUGACAUCCGUAUUGAUCAAGAUAUUGUCAAGGUUUUGAAAGACGUCGGAGAAAAUACUACUCAUGUGAUCAUCUCUUCAGACAGUUCAUGGAAGGCAAUAAUGGACAGUGAUGAUCAUAAUGAUGAAAAGACACCAGAUAAAAGCCUUAAAUCUGCGGAGGGUGAAGCAGUGCUGCCAUGUUCUAGUGGUAUCUCAAAUGCACCUGUAGAUAUUUUGGAUCUUACUACAUUAGAUGAUGAAAUGGAUGAAGUGGGUAGGGGAGACAGUGUAGACCAAAAGGCAAUCCAGAGCAACUACCAAGGUCAACCUUGCACAAAAAAUCCGAGCAAUUCUAAUCACACUUCUCAUGAAGUGGAUGAUUUCUGGAGAGGAAUUUAUCUCUCCACAUAUGUAUUGGGCACUUCUAGUUCUACAUCAAAUCUGCAGACCGUUGGUGUUUCCAAUCACACUCCGAUUUCCAUGCCAUCACCUGUUCUAACAGAUGCUGUUAUUCCUGCCUCUGUGAUGCAGGGUGGAGUUUCUUCUCCCAGUACCUUACAGCAUUACCAAUUUGGGAAUUCAGAUUUCCCAUCAAUAGUUAGUCAUACAAGUGGAACGCCGGUUGCAGUUCAAGCUGCUCCAGCUCUUGCAUCUCAACAUAGACCAAGAAAUGGGAUGAACUUCACGAUCUGCAAUGGCCCUUCAGCAACUUCUCAGGAUUCUCCUGCCCAGUCACUGAUUAACAGGAAUGCAGUCCCUUUUAGCCUUGGAAUGCAGGAGCAAUUCUCCAUGUCUAACCCAAAUAUGCUCCAGGUGUCACAGUUACCCCCAUCAACACUAUCCAGUACAGGGCUGGAGCAUCCUUUCAUUUCUGCUCACCCAGCUCAACAGUUCACUGGCUUUCAAGGUCGAGGUCAAAUGCCCGGUCCUUACAGAGGUUCACCAGUUUUCUCAAGUCAGCAGCAGGGAAUGCUGAACCAGAGGGCACCCUAUGUGACAAGUAAUUCUCAAGGUCUCACUCGACCAUCUGCUUCAAGUUUCUUGCAAACUCCUCGUGUUCAAGGCAGUUCACGGAGUGGUGUUGGUCAGGCAAGAGGCGGUGUUAGCUGUCAACAUGCUCAGUCAAUGGUUGGAGUCCAGCCAAGUUCCCAAACUGCCAGACCUGUUCAAAUACCUCAAAAUGCUGCUCAUCUUCUAGUGAACCCAAAUUCAUUCAGAGUACCACCAGGGGCAGGGGGUUAUCAACAUGGAAACAUGUCAGGCACAGUAGCAGUGAAUUUACCUUCAUAUCAAGACGGGCGCCCCAUGGUCCGUAUGCGUGGUGGCCUAUCAGGACAAGCUUAUAAUGAUGCUCUGAGGCACUACAAUAUUCAUCCAACCCAACAAGCACAGGCACAAGCUCAAGCCAUCCCGCCUAAUUUCUCGCCCCAGUUACAAGUACUCAUUGCUAACAGAGUUGCUGUUGGAUCGGCACCGGUGAAUAACUCCUCAUCAACAGGGUAAGCUCAAGCCAUUAGCCAUCCCAUCCUGCCUAAUGUCUCACCCCAGUAGGUGAAAGCCGUGAAGCUGUCUGUAUAUAAUAUGGCCAUUUUAACAAUUUUCUUCAGUGAUAUAGCUUUUGUAUGUAUGCAUUGACAUCUGAACUAUAUAAUACUCCGCAGAAAUGACAGACAGUACAUAUAUAGCUUUUGUA
This is a messenger RNA of Ipomoea nil (Japanese morning glory), 3032 nucleotides long. Its product is annotated as E4 SUMO-protein ligase PIAL2-like. Gene Ontology annotation, molecular function: SUMO ligase activity; zinc ion binding. Bases 278 to 2842 code for a protein of 854 amino acids. The record is from RefSeq and is a predicted model, not a curated record. NCBI's taxonomy places the organism in Eukaryota, Viridiplantae, Streptophyta, Magnoliopsida, Solanales, Convolvulaceae. The transcript has 16 exons. Gene Ontology annotation, biological process: protein sumoylation.